AGAUAUGUCAGGUCAUAAUGUCAGUACGUUGAUGUUUCUUCUGUUUCUUUUACCGUCAAGCCAGUGGAUAGCUUUUGUGAUGUUUCAUCUGUUUCAUCCAGCAGAUAACUAACUGAAUAAAUUCGGAAAUUUGUUUAAACGCUUAACUUACUGGAAUAAUGAAUUGAUUAAAGGUUUCUUUGGUUUUCUUGGAUUCAGCCAGCAGUGUGAAAUAUCCACGAUAAAGAAUUGAGAGUGAUUGCGGUAAAAUAGCUACGAUGGAUAACAACAAAACAACCAGCAAAACAAGAAAUCAGCUUCUGAAUUUAAUGCUGUUAAAAGCAUUUCGUGAACGAUGGUCAGAUUCUAAGUGGGGCAUUAACAUUAAAACGGUACUACCUAGAGGUGUCAGCGGCGAUGUUUACAACCUUGCUGAUUGUAUUAUUCAACAAGCUGUGGUUGGAUCCGAUGCUAAUAAGUUGAUAUUGUCAUACCUUCGUCACACGCUAUGCUCUCAUCUAAUAUCUCAUUCCUCCGUCUUCAAACGGAUUUCAAAGUAUAAUUUCUUCGACAAAACGUUUUGUGUAACUGCACUACUUGAGUUCCUGGAGAGCAUCAUAACAGGAGUGACAUGCAGGAUGAAGCCAGAGGAAAGUGCGCUGGGCAAUGCUUUACUGUCGCUCACUCUUUGGUUGUCCGAUGUCUAUGCUGCCGCUGUGGAAAUUUAUCGAGCUACGGGGGAAUUGAACGCAGAUCAAAAGGUGAUGGUCGAGAGAACCACCAACGUCAUGGAGAAGAUAACAAAUCAACAAUUUUUAAUGGGUGUCAUUUUCAUCGCCAAACAUCAAGAUGCUGACAUUUUGGCGAGAGUCUGUCGCAACUACGUCGAUAUCAAAAAGAAUUCGAUCGGCGCUGGUUUCAGUAUGCCAGGAAAGCAGUUCGAAGAGUAUCUCAAGAAGAUUGCCUACAUUGACUUAAGCACAUUGGAUGUAGCACCAAAUGUGGAAUUGACCGCUGUCGAAACUAUAACAAAUUGUCUGCAGCCACUGCUCGCCGUGAAAGUCCACUUGAAUCCCAGUAGUGACACUCAAAUGUUUGUGCAAGAUCUUUUGAUGGUGCAACGUUUGAAGAACUACAGCUUGUCGAGGCUGUUUUGUGAGACGAUUCGAGCUUGUUUGAUGUCUCUUUAUAAUGUAAGCGGAGGACUGAGAGAAUCAAUCUGGUGUGCGUUUGCUUUCAUCAAAGUGCCCGAUAUUUUGAGACAGUUAUACUCCAUGUCAGAAGGAUAUGACGAAAAACUGGACUACUGUCCUGACGUUGUAAAAGCAAUUGAACAACUAUGUGAGGACCCAAUACUUGACUUCAUGGACACAAAAUGUGCCUGCAAUACGAUCGAAUUGUUGUUAGUUGAGCUGGGGAAGCAGCAUCUUGUUAACGAGAAACACAUUAAACAGUAUACGUCUAAGCGCGACACGAUUUCGUCAGCUCUAAUGAAGAUUGACUUGAACAACCAACAGCAGCAAUCGCCUAUCAAAUUCGUUAUUCGUGCAGAAUCACCGUUUUCUGGCAUUCUCAAGGCGCUCAGUGCUGACUACAAUAAAAUGCAGGAAGCGCUUGUCAGUAUGCUGUGCCAAGUAUUAACAGGAAAUAGCUUGGAGUUGAUUUUGUCGGUGGCGACGGUAGAGGGAAAAUUAAAAACUUUCGUUUCUCGUCUCAUCAACUGUAACGAAAUGUCCAAACAAGUACCAGGAGAGGCGGCCAAACCUGCGAUGACAAGAUCAUCACUAUUCGAUGUUUCAUUCUUGAUACUAACCUUUAUCGUCCAGAUGUAUGGCUCGAAUGUCGUCCUCGAAGAUCGUGGAUCGUCAUUUUUUGAAAAGUGGGUUCGUGAAUGUAUGAUGGAAAAGAACAAAAAUAAAUCGCCGAUGAAUAUGGUCCACUUGAGCGAUCAAAGUAAGGUCGACGAACUUCUAGCUCAUUUGAACUCUACGGAUGGUGGUUUGAAAAACAGUUCGCUUAAAUGGCAAGAAAUUUGUCACAACAUUCCUGGUAUGCUUUAUCAUCUAUUGAUGGCCUGGGAGAAUGAGACAAUAUCGGCCACCGAAGUUAAAUCUAAUCUUGACAACAUUAAGCAACGAUUGUGCUGUUAUUCAGUCUGUGCCACAUCGUGGCUAUGUUCGUACAUACAAAUUGUUCGCGAUGACGAAUUGCUGAAACCUAUGAAUAUGGUGCAACAGUUCUUGCAGCCAUCACAAGCUCCAGAAGAUGCUGCACAACAAGAUAAUUUUAAAGAAAGACUUCUGCUGACACAUCAAAUUAUCAAAAAAAUGAAACAUGACGUUCAUCCAGCUCCCAAUCAUAAACUCCGAGCAUUAAUGCCCUCACAAAAUCUCGUGUCACAAAAUCCGUUAGACGAGCAAUUUACCGAAGUGUGGAAAACUAUUGUCGAUUUAGGAUGGCUGCCCAUUGAGUCCACACAAAUGUUGGACAAUUUACUGCAGUCGUGUGGUCCGUUCUGGCUGGUGUCAAGAUUGAUCAACGAGAUUAUGCAGUGCAAGUACUCAAGAGAAAUGUGCAAAACAAUGGAUAUGGUGUUCGCGUUGAUGCACCUCGAUAUCGAGCGAUGUUCGAUUGCUUUGCUGAACGAGUGGCUACCGAUGAUUUUGUUGAAUAAAAACCAAAAGCCAGAAAUGAUCGAGCCACAGUCGACAGUCCUAGCUCGACUUUGUGUUUACACAAUACUUGCAACGUUGGACUCAGCUUCAACAGCACCCACCCGAAAAAGAUCUCAUCCGUCCGACUCCGAGGAUAUGGAUUCGGUGACCGGGCCUCUACUCAAACAACGUAAAUUGAAUCCGGAUGUUGCGGGUGGCGAUACCAGUUCGAGUGACUUUAUUACGGAAACAAUUGCCAAUUCUCGCAGUGAAUCACCGUCUGUGCGUGAACCACUGCAAAGUUGUCUGCAGAAUUUAUUCAAAAUUUUUGCACAAUUUCUCAAAUGCGACGAAUUGUCACCGAAGAUCAACUUUAUAUUCGAAUUUUUACUGUUGCUUGUGCAAUGCGGCAAAGAGAAAAUCAAGCCGGUGCUCAAAUUACUGCCGAAUGGUCUGGUACAAAAUUUGCUGAAAAUUAUUACCACAGACGAGUUUACAGUGGGCUUCAUUUUAAGGAUAUACGAUCUGAACACUGCAUCGGGAAGACAGUCUGCCAUGACAGAUUUGUGUUUACUGCGCAAUAUUGAGCUCCGUAAAGAAAGUACAAAUUUGUAAUUCCUGGCUACAUUGUAAUCAUUUUCAUAAAAUCGAAUAAACGUUUUGAGAUUGAAAAGGGAUUGAAUUCAUUGUGGGUUUGAGCACAUUAAAAUGCA
Molecule: messenger RNA, 3346 nt
Organism: Bradysia coprophila
Lineage: Eukaryota; Metazoa; Arthropoda; Insecta; Diptera; Sciaridae
Gene: MED24
Product: mediator complex subunit 24
Biological process (GO): positive regulation of transcription initiation by RNA polymerase II
Cellular component (GO): mediator complex
Molecular function (GO): transcription coregulator activity
Source: RefSeq, a predicted model, not a curated record